AUGAGUGAGCACAUUUCAGCCAUAUUUCAAAGAAAUUUACCACCUAAAUGUAGAGAUUCAGGUAUGUUCAUUGUCUCUUGUAUUAUAGGUGAGCUUACAUCUCAAAAAGCCAUGUUAGACUUAGAGGCAUCAAUCAAUGUAAUUUCAUAUUCACUAUAUAAGUCUUUGAAACUUGGUACAUUGCAUGAAACAAGUUUUGUGAUACAAUUAGCUAACAGGUCUAAUGCAUAUCCUAAGGAAAUAGUAGAGGAUGUCUUAGUUAAAGUAGGGGAUCUUAUAUUUCCUGCUGAUUUUUAUGUUUUAGAUAUGGAACAUGAUAAACAUGUAGCACCUAUCUUUCUAGGUAGACCUUUCAUGAAAACUACCAAGACUAAGAUUGAUGUAGAUAUAGGAUCACUUAUCAUGGAAUUUGAUGGAUCACUUAUAUUUCCUAAGGACCAUUUUUGUUUUGCUAUUGAUUUAGUUGAUACCUCUAGUCAAGAUAUGUUUGAUAUAGAUGGCCAAGAAAAACUCAAAGAAGUUUUGCAAGAUUUGAAGAAGCAAGAACAAUUCCCACUUCUUCCUUCUCAUUUAGAGCCAUUAUCACUAACCAUACCCAAGGAGAAUUUGUUACCAUCUAUUUUGCAUGCACCCAAGGUAGCACUUAAGCCAUUACCCGAACAUUUGAAGUAUGUAUUCUUUGGGGAGAAUGAGACCUUGCCAUUAAUUAUUUCAAGCAAGUUGACAAGAGAGCAAGAGAACAAGUUGGUUGAUGUCCUAAAGCAACAUAAGGAGGCCAUGGGAUGGUCGAUUGCAGACAUCAAGGGCAUAAGUCCUACUACAUGCAUUGAUCGGAUUUUUUCGAAAAAUGAUGCCAAGCCAGUAAGAAAACCCUAA
Amaranthus tricolor (Joseph's coat) is the source of this 876-nucleotide messenger RNA. RefSeq lists its product as uncharacterized. The record is from RefSeq and is a predicted model, not a curated record. The transcript is spliced from 3 exons. Lineage: Eukaryota; Viridiplantae; Streptophyta; Magnoliopsida; Caryophyllales; Amaranthaceae. The coding region runs from base 1 to 876 and encodes 291 amino acids.